AUGGCCUGGCUCGGCUCACCCGUUCUACUGGAUCAGUAUUCAUACGACUGGUCGAAUCCUCGCCAAGCAGGCAGCAGCACACCGCCUCUGCGAACCCAGUCCUCGCCCGUCCCUCCCGUCGCGACGACCGUGACGCCGGUACAACUGUCCGAACGAUCUGCAUCCGCACCUCAGCACUCGUCACCUCUAUGCAGAUCGCCCUCUAUAUCUCUUGUAGACGACACGCCGGAAAUGGAGUUUAAGCUCUGGUGUGCAUCGCACUACGUGCCGCCGUCACUGACGGAAGACUUUGCGGCCUGCGGGGCGCACGCCCUGAUCCUGCACGAUAUACCCUUCGACGAUGGACGCUCCAAGUGCGUCGCGCUCCUGGCGGAAGAUGUCCUCGAGUCUCUUCCCCUCGUACCCGUCAAGCUCCCUCCGAUGGACCCGGUCCCAAGUCUCCCCUUCCGCAUCGAGCGUGCUAGCAACCUGAGCGGCACGCGCGUCUUUGCUUCAUGCGAUCUCGACGCAGGUGCUCUCAUCAGCGUAGAGCCCCCUCUAUCCGUCCUUCCGCUCGCUCUUCCGUCGCUCACGCCAAGUCCCUUUGACGCCAUCUUCGAGCGCAUGGACCCGGAUGUCCGCCAGAUCAUCGAAGGCACUACCGACAAGACACUCCGCAAGCGCCGCACACUCGCCGAGCACAUCCUCCGCACGCGCGGCAUCUGCAUCGAGCUCCGCGGCGAGCACGGACGCAUCGUCGGGCACACUGCAUUCUUCCUCAUCGCAAGCCAAGUCAGACACAGCUGCUCGCCUAACGCAGCCUACGUCUGGGACAGCAAGACUUUUACGCUGACCUUGCGCGCCGGACGACCCAUUGCCGCCGACGAAGAGAUCACGAUCGCAUAUGUCCCGUUGAUGCGCCCGCGGGUAGCACGACAGCUCAUCUUGCGCUCAUCGUACGGCUUCAAUUGUACCUGUCCGGCGUGCAUGUUGCCAGUGGCGGACAGUGUACGCAGCGACCAGGCGCGGAUCGAACUGUCGAAGUGGUGGGAACAGAGCGUGUCGUUCGAGAACUGGUUGGCGGAUGACGACCAGCCGCGAGACGCGCUCAUACUCGCACACGUACGCGCCUUGACUGCCCUCGACGCUGAAGGUCUGUUCGCGCCCAGAGCGAAACACUUGAAGUGA
Peniophora sp. CBMAI 1063 is the source of this 1167-nucleotide messenger RNA. NCBI's taxonomy places the organism in Eukaryota, Fungi, Basidiomycota, Agaricomycetes, Russulales, Peniophoraceae. The record is from the annotation of a GenBank genome assembly.